UUGUGAAGGAUGUCCGAAUACAUGUGCAAUUUAGGAGAAUAGGCAAGCGUACUUAAGACACAGACACGUCCACAAGAGGGAUUCUGAAUGCCAAUAAAUCCAGGAUCCUACAACAGCCUAUACUGAUACAGAAGACACGUGAUAUUAAAAGACGACCAAUGACACAAGGAAGAUCUCCGAAACAUAUGAAGUGAGGCCUAGGGGUCACGAGAUGUUUGGCCUUGUUAACUGAUCUGUUUACCAGACAGAAUAUCAUCUAUAAGCAUGGAGCAUUUACAGGAGCCGAUUUACAUUUGCUAUCUAAAGGACUACACAAGAAUCUGAAUGCGUCGUCAGUGACGGGACCUCAUUGUCGGAGAACCAACCACAAAGGAUAAGCACAAUGGCCUACAGGACUAAUUCCACACACAGUCCGUAUGAUAUGAUAGAACUGAAUGCGCUGGACACAUAUGAGAGUUCCUCGUCGAAUCUUGCGUUGAACGACACACACGAGGAUGAAAUAUCUACCCUAGUAGCCUUCAGCAAACGAUACGCCCCACUUCACGGAUACAUCAGUGUCUUUGUUUGCGUAUUCGGAAUAAUUGCUAACGUCGCAAAUAUAGUAGUACUUACGCGAAAAAACAUGAUAACAACGACAAAUAUUGUCCUUACCUGGCUUGCAGUGACGGAUUCCAUGAAAAUGUUGGAUUACCUGCCUUUUGUGACCUACUUUUAUAUUCUCAAGGAAGAUGACUUGGCUUACUUCGCCUCGAGGAGCUACAGUUGGAUGUGUUUCCUGUUGUAUCACGCCAGUUUUAGUAUUGUGUGUCACACUGUGGCGAUAUGGUGUACCAUUGUGCUGGCAAUCAUGAGAUUCCUCAUCAUCUGGUUCCCAGCAAAGGGCUCUAUGUGGUGCAGCCAUAGACGGGCUAAGAUAUCUAUCGCAGUUGUAUACGUAUCCGUUAUCAUUAUAUGUAUUCCAAAUUUCAUGAUGAAUACGAUGACAACCAUUCACCGAAACGUUACAGACGCACAGGGUAAGAUGUAUACGGAGAUCAUAUACCACUCAAGUGUACGGACUACGGGGGAGUUUUCCGUGGUCAGUGAUAUUAACUUCUAUAUCCAGGCUCUUCUGGUCAAGCUUGUCCCCUGUGUUACAUUGACCAUAUUCACAGUGUUGCUUAUUUACGCCAUGCACAAGGCUUACAAAAAGCGUAUAGCACUGAAAAGUCAAGGAAAGAAAGAGGACGCAGACCGCCAUCACGAACACAACCGGACCACGGGGAUGUUGCUGGCCGUUGUCGUGCUGUUCCUCAUCACCGAACUUCCACAGGGCAUGCUCACUCUUCUCAUUAUCUUCAUUCCAUCGAUUCAGCACAGUGUGUACAAUCCACUUGGAGACAUUCUCGAUAUCGUAGCCCUGUGUAACAACGCCAUUAACUUUGUGCUGUACUGUAGUAUGAGUACACUCUUUCGUGACACAUUUGUCCGAAUAUUUUGUACUUGUUGUCCGAAAAAUCGUCCAGGUUGGUCUAAGACUAAGCUCAUUACAAACGGAAAUGGAAGAAAGUAUAAUUCUACGCAUGAUGGUACGACUACCACAGACGUAUAGACUAAUGAAACAACAACAGAAGCAACGUCUGUUCAUGGUUUCAUGAACUGGAAAGUAACACACAUGGCUGCUUGGACACUUAGUAUCGCUUAAAAAGCAUUUUCAGGUUUGCUUGUACAUGUACAUACAAAUAAGAACGACUUGCGGUUGACAUUGUGACUGCCAUCGCAGUGUGAAUCUUGGAGUUUUUAUCUAUGAAUCUACGUAUUUGAAAGGCUUUAGCCCGAAUAUAGGAUAUUAUCUACCCACUAAAGGUUAGUGCAGGACAGUGUACGUGUCUGUCUCACCCGAUUGAAUUUUUAACUGAUUAUAGUCGGACUGACAUAUUUCAAGGGUUAAUGAAAGGUGAGUGGCAACAAUUCAGGAAAUUAAGAAAUGAGCCCAUGUUUUCUAUCACGAGACCGUGUGUUCCUUAAUAGAAAAUGUUUAAUAAUGAGUAAACAGACAAUAAUUUAUACAAAUAUUUAAAAAUACGAUGUUCCAGCUUCACCAUCCCCAAACAAACCACAUCCAAACAAAUUGGACCUACCAUUUCGACAACAAGAUUUCAGCUUCAUUUGUUAUUUUAACUCGGUCAUCUCGAGAUUUCUUGAAAUAUGUUCGCAAUAAAAUGGUCUUGAUUAAUAACCUUUGAACGAUGUAGACAGAGAAAUUACAAACCUCGGUAUAAUGUUUUCUAUCUUAAAAAUCUUAAAGCAAAGGUGAACACAAUUAACCGUACCAUCAUCAAAUAUGUGAAAAAAAAGUGUUGGUGUUACUCUGGUUACGCUGCAUAAAGUUAUGACGCGAUUAUGACGUAGAAUACUACCGCUUGUGAGCUGUUUUUGUCCAAGUAAGUAAGGACAUGUUAUCUUUUCAUUAGAAAAAACGCGAAUGUCCCUGUGAAGUGCAGAAGAAAUCGCGUAUGAGUAAUAGGCAUAUGACAUAAUACUUUGAAACAGCAAAGAUUUGUCCCGUUUGGUUAAGUUUCCCCCUUUUCGCCUUUGCACACGAUUGGCAAUAUCAAAACCAGUUGAAAAAGCCUUUACACAUAGCUAUAAAUGGCAGUACUGAUAUGUGUCAAAAGUAACAAGGUAUUCCAAUCUGUAUGUUAUCCGCAGUUACAAUAACUACAUUAUCAUACGUGUCCCUUGCUAGCUUUGGCAUCAGACUUAUUGUAUUGAUGAAACAUUCUCCAAUAAACAUUUGUAUAUAUAUCAUUGAAAACUGUGUCGCAUAAACUCGUCAACUAUUACAGGUAAACGAUCAGGACAGCGACCGUGUAUCACCUAUCACAAAGCUAUCUACCAUCAGUAUUUUAUCAAGUCUAUCAAAUAUUUUAAUUAUCUGAAUCCACGCGCGAUUUCCGUUCUUAUCAUAAACAACACUAUCGGAUAAUGAUAUUCCCGGUGUCUGUAUAGCGUUUAUUGUUAUCCCGGCCAAUAAUUUGUCAACAGAAUACUGCAGCAUAACAGGUACUCAUGAGUAUACAUAUUUGAGGCACACAAUGUAUACUUAAACUGUACAUAAUGAACUAUCCACAGACCGCAACGCAAGAAUGUGGACAAUUCGGUUCCAUGUAUAACACACAUCUCUCACACAACUCAUGUGUCUUAAUUGGCAGCGUUAUACUGAUAACAAAUGGCAUACAUUUAAGUUACUCAUAAAAACAAUCACAUUGCGCAAAUUGAGAUAAGUUUAAAUUCUGCAAUCCUAUUUUUCUAUUGACAAAGGGCAAGUAGACCAUUGAUUUGUAUUGUUCUUUUCGAGUAAAAGAAAGAAAACAAACACCAUAUUAUUUAUACUCAAGGGCCAAAAUCCGAACUCCAAAUCAAUACAAAAAAGGCAAAAAUAGGAAAUCUUGAUAUAUUAUAUAUAAAUGUAGGACAUUGUAAACGGAACAAAUACUGCGCCUCCACAUCUGUUCUAUUACCCAGCAUUACGCCGAGCAUAGAACAUUGUAUGUAGACCGUCACAAUAAUGGAAACUCAAGCAAUUAGUGUACAUAGCUUAUCUUUUGUAUAUUUAUUUUCAUUUUCGUGGGUGGUUUACUAUGUCGUGGUAUGCACAUUCUGGCCUGUAUCAAGCACAUCACAUUUCGUUGAUUCAUGUCAUUAUAGUAAUAAAUUACAUGGAUAUGGAAUUUCAUGGACUUUUGUAAUCCAACGAACAUUUGUGAUUUGACUCCAUCAGUCAUGCUGUAUAUACUGUUAUUUUCUUAGUUUUCGCAGAUACCUGGUUUUUUUUCCAUUGUGCUUCAAACUUCACUCGCAAAUUGUUUUUCACCAAAAGAACAAUAGCGUGCAUACAAUAAUGUAUACUAAUGCAUAAACAGUCAUUAUUAAAAGAUCAGCAUGCAAAAAUAUUGUUUUAAUUGAAUUCGUCUCUCGUUAAGUAUCUUUUUUCGAGUUAUAAAUAUGACUUAAAGUAUAUUGAUAUACAUCACACUUUCUUUAAUUAUGUAUUUCACGACCGGACAUCAAUCAAAUUAUUACGUUAGAUAUUUCAACCACCAGGUACGAAUUGUAUUGUGAUUUUCGUCAGGUGUGAUAAAAAAGAGAUCAAUUUAUCAGUUUACAGCCUUUUUGAAUCGUAAAAAUUACGUAAGAGAAGAAAGUAAAGAAGACCGACGGGAACACUUGAGAGUUAUACAAUAAUGUAACAUAUACACGUGUAAAUUUAUGUGCACAUUUCUUUGAAUUGUUAACGUUCUAGUGUUAACUUGCUGUAGCAUCAGACACCAAUGAGACCCCAGGAACAUUAACAACUCUCCGAUGAAUUACAGAUUGCAAAUCUGAGAAUGUAUCUAUGAAUUCGUGUAUCGUUCAAGAAGAUUUUGUACUGUAUCAACAUCUCAAGAAAAGGAAAAUAAAUGAGAAGAUAAAAGUUAAUUUCCCUGGGGCCGAAAUGGUAUGUAGUUUAUGUCCGUGGGUUUGAACGAGCACUAUUGUACUAACACCUGAGGACCAUCUGGGGUUCAUUGUCAUAACCAUUCACACUGUCCAUGUGCUAUUUAUGUAGAAUAAACAUGCAUAGGAAGAUUACCGGUUAUUAUGUCUUUUUUUAGUUCCAUUGAUCGUUCAAUCAUGUAGUCAUAAAAAUAUUGUAUU
Molecule: messenger RNA, 4680 nt
Organism: Mizuhopecten yessoensis (Yesso scallop)
Lineage: Eukaryota; Metazoa; Mollusca; Bivalvia; Pectinida; Pectinidae
Product: sex peptide receptor-like
Exons: 4
Coding region: 383-1591 (402 amino acids)
Biological process (GO): G protein-coupled receptor signaling pathway
Cellular component (GO): membrane
Molecular function (GO): G protein-coupled peptide receptor activity
Source: RefSeq, a predicted model, not a curated record